CCCGAACUGCCUGGACACAGCGCUGCUCCCUGUGCUCUGGGACCACCCUGCCUGAGCAGGGAUGUGGGACCAGGUGCCCCCCUGUGCUCCCGUCCAGCCUGACCCCUUCUGUUAUACCCGCUGGGGCUGGGAAGGUGACAGCCAGCAAGUGCAGAAAAUGUGGGGAAAGGGUGUGAAAAACAGCCCCAGUGCUCUCAACACCCCAGAACAGCAACAUUAGUAAGGAACUCAACACUUACAAUCUGAGAAAUUGUCAGAGACUAUGCCAUAUUUUCUUUAAAUUUCACAAGAACAAGCACUGAAUGACAGUACUCAGGUUGUCUUCUUAAAAAUCUGAAUUUGUUAUAUUUGGAGGAAAAGUUCCUUGCUGUUCUGCAACAAUUAAUUCCAGAAAAGUAACCUAAUGGAACCACAGAUAUCUGAAGAUGAAACCAUGAAGAGCAAGCAGAGUGAAUAAUAAUGCUUUUCCGAAACCGUUUUCUGUUCCUGCUGGCCUUGGCAGCCUUGUUAGCCUUUUUGAGCCUCAGUCUACAAUUCUUGCAUUUAAUCCCAGUGAACCCUGUCAGGGAGGAUGGGUUGAAUCCUAAGAGCAGGAAGAGAAUAAUGCCUGAUUUGCUGACGGAGCCUCCUGCCAUAGACCCGGUGUACGAGGCUCAGGUGUACUGCAAUAUUCCCAGCAUCGCUGAGCGCAGCAUGGAAGGUCAUGCCCCUCAUUAUUUUAAGCUGGUGUCAGUUCAAGUGCUGAUUCGACACGGCGAUAGGUACCCUCUGUAUGCCAUUCCCAAGACAAAGAGACCUGACAUCGACUGCAUGUUGGUGCCCAGCAGGAAACCUUCUCAUCCUCAGCUUGAAGCCUUCAUUAAGCAUAUGUCCAAAGGGUCUGCAGCCCAAAUGGAUGGUUCUCUGAGCAGCCUGCCUCACUUCCCCAGUCAUUCCCUGUGUGAAAUGGGAGAGCUUACACAGACAGGGGUUGUACAACACUUGCGAAAUGGACAACUGCUGAGAGAAAUUUACAUCAACAAACACAAACUGCUCCCUAGUGACUGGACAGCCAAGCAGCUCUACCUGGAGACCACGGGGAAGAGCCGAACCCUGCAGAGCGCACUGGCCCUGCUCUACACCUUUCUGCCAGAUUUUGACUGGAAGAAAAUUAACAUGAGGCACCAGUGGAGCACCAUUUUCUGCUCAGGAAGCUGUGACUGUCCCAUGAGAAACCACUACCUAGAGGAGGAGCAGCGCAGGCAGUACAGCUUACGGGUGAAAAACAACAAUUUGGAGAAAAUAUACGUGGAUAUGGCAAAGAUUGUGGGCAUUCCCACCAGGCAGCUGAGAGCUUCUAACCCAAUAGAUUCUCUCUUGUGCUAUUUCUGUCAUAAUGUCUCAUUUCCAUGUACCAAAGCUGGCUGCAUUGGUAUGGAACACUUCAAAGUAAUCAAGAGACACCAGUUGGAGGAUGAGAGAGAAAGACAGGAAAAGAAACUUUACUUCUUGUACGCGCUGUUGGCUACUCAUCCUCUCCUCAACCAGACUGUCAAUAGGCUGCAGCGUAUUGCAGAAGGCAAGAAGGAGGAAGUGUUUGUCCUCUACUCUGCACAUGAUGUCACCUUGUCACCUGUUCUUAGUGCCUUGGGCAUUACAGAGGCCAGAUUUCCCAGGUUUGCUGCCAGAUUAGUUUUUGAGCUGUGGCAGGAUGGGAAGAGGCCCAAAGAACACUUUAUCCGCAUCCUGUACAACGGUGCUGAUGUCACAUUCCAGACCUCCUUUUGCAAGGAUCAUUAUAAACGUUCCAGCAAGCCAAUGUGCCCACUAGAAAAACUCGUCAACUUUGUCAAGAGGGAUAUGUUUUUAAUUUUUAACAGUACAAGCUACUAUGAUGCAUGUCACAGGAGAGCACUGUAGAGAAGGGAGGAGGAAAGGAGGCAGUGUUAACUUAUGUCAGUGAUCUGUUUUCUGGCAGAGGCACAGUUCAGUUUUCUUACUCCUUGUAUUUUCAUGUGUAACUACAGAAGGGUAAUGCUUGAAACAUUCUUCAGAUAGUUUUAUUUUCAUUCAGGCUGCAGAUGGCCUUCAGUAGAACAAAUGCCAAGGGUUAUGUGUGUGUGUACGCUCACAAAUGCUGUUAAAUGUUGUGAUAAACCAUGUGGUGAAUGUAACCUGUCCCUUGCUUGAUAGAGUGAGAGAGCAUAGACUUUGUGUUUCUCUGUUCCAGAGCAAUACUUGGGUAGCCUGAGUUUAAAGCCAAAACUCCUUUUUUUUCUAACACCAUCUCACAGUCAUUUUAAGCAGUUCAUGUCAGGGUCAUUAUGAAUUCCAGGUGUCUGCAUUAAGGCAUUUUAAAGGAAUUUUUGAAUUUCUUUACUCAGAGGAAGCCUCCUAAUAUUAUGGGGCAGGUCCAUAAAGCAAAGUGCAUGUGUGUGUGUGUGAAUACUUCCCUGAGCAUGUACAAAUGAGUGUGUGCCUUCUGCACCUCACAGACCUAGGAACCCUUGGCUGUUGUUGCCAGUGCCAGAGAAGGGGGUACUGGAAAAGGGAUACAAAACUCUACUCUCCGAUCGCACUUUCAGCACUUUGAAUAGUUCAAACACAGUCUAGAAACAUGUGAAGGCCUUGUGAUGUUAAAAUAGCAAACACUAACAGUACCACUAAACCCGAGUGGGAAAUUAGGCUUAGAAAUCAGUUUUAUGGUGAAGUGUUGGGCUCUUUCCCAUUGUGAACACGUACAAGCUGUUGUGCUAUGGUACAAUUCAGUAUUUUAGGAAUUUGUGAUGGUGACUGCUUGAGACAAAUGGACUAAAUACUGAGAAAACUUUGUAGUCCAGUUAGUAUUUUUAUGGACUAGGAAGCUCUUAUUUUGUAAGACCAGACUUGUGUAUAUUGUACUAUGUAUAUUUAUAACACAGUAGAUCUUUCUUACUUGUUUAGUUUGUAAAGACUUGUGGAGGUCACUUUUUAGACAUUUUUUUCCCUUGAUCAGGAUGUUUAAGCUUAAGAAUAAACUGUCUGUUGUGGGUAAUUUGAACAAUGAGUAGAUAUGAAAACUUCAGACUGCUUUCAUCUCUGUAGGAGUAGUAAAUUGAACCAAUUUUUAAUAGAAUUCCUAGAAAUUUUAUAAUGAUGGAGGUUUUGUAACCUCUAGAAAUAAAUUAGUCUGUGAGUUGUGAUUCAAUGGUGCUAGUUUGUCAAAGAAAACAUAACUCAGCAUAAGUUCUCUGACUCUUGGCAUUCUACUCUCUCAGUUUUCAAUGCUGCAUUUGAACAUGUUUCUUUAAAUAAAAUUCUGGGGUCUCUUUGUGUU
This is a messenger RNA of Passer domesticus (house sparrow), 3295 nucleotides long. RefSeq names its product 2-phosphoxylose phosphatase 1 (gene PXYLP1). Gene Ontology annotation, molecular function: phosphatase activity. The coding region runs from base 460 to 1899 and encodes 479 amino acids. Lineage: Eukaryota; Metazoa; Chordata; Aves; Passeriformes; Passeridae. The transcript has 8 exons. Gene Ontology annotation, cellular component: Golgi apparatus. Gene Ontology annotation, biological process: dephosphorylation; glycosaminoglycan biosynthetic process; chondroitin sulfate proteoglycan biosynthetic process. The record is from RefSeq and is a predicted model, not a curated record.